AUGAACAUCGAUUCAUUCGAACAGCUUACAACCAGAAUCGGUCGUUUACGAUUAAAAAGAUGUGGACCAAUUCCGGCUUUGACAAUCCUCGUCGAUUACGCACCGACAUCAAGCUAUGACGAAGAAGAAGUCGAAGCGUUCAGUAUGAGCUUGGUGUUCUACAGAGAAGAUCAUACAUUCUUCAAGGUCAUCAUUGGAGAUCAACAUCAGACCAGGUCACAAUCAAAAACCGGAAAUCAAAGCAUCGUCUAA
Messenger RNA from Angiostrongylus costaricensis, 252 nucleotides. Lineage: Eukaryota; Metazoa; Nematoda; Chromadorea; Rhabditida; Metastrongylidae. The record is from the annotation of a GenBank genome assembly.